Messenger RNA from Plasmopara halstedii, 2220 nucleotides. RefSeq lists its product as hypothetical. The transcript is spliced from 2 exons. Gene Ontology annotation, biological process: mitochondrial tRNA 3'-end processing. The coding region runs from base 1 to 2220 and encodes 739 amino acids. NCBI's taxonomy places the organism in Eukaryota, Oomycota, Peronosporomycetes, Peronosporales, Peronosporaceae. The record is from RefSeq and is a predicted model, not a curated record. Gene Ontology annotation, molecular function: 3'-tRNA processing endoribonuclease activity. Gene Ontology annotation, cellular component: mitochondrion.
AUGGUCGUGCAGAUGCAGGUGCUAAGUGUGGACUCCGUUGAGACUGCUCCUAGUCUUCUUCUCUCUACGGAGGCACGCCGUUUUCUAUUUAACGUCAGCGAUGGCACCCAGCGACUGUGUAUGGAACACCACGUGCGACUAGCUAAGCUACAGCACGUAUUUCUGACGGAGCUUCGGCCUUAUACUGUCGGUGGAUUACCUGGCAUGGUAUUGACAAUUUCCGACACAGGAAAACCGGGUCUUCACGUCUAUGGACCGCCUAGAACUGAUAGGUACCUGAAAGCGACGCGUCAUUUCUUGCACCGUCCUGAUUUUGCAUUGAAAGCGUCUGAGGUGCUUCUAUCAGGUACUAAAAAAGAGAUCAAAAGCUACUACGAAGACGACGAAGUGGUUGUGUACGCAGUGGCCGUACUGAAAUCACGACUUGGAGCGAAAAGGAAGCUUGAUAACAAUCAAUUUUUACCUGAUAGCGAAGAACAAAGCCAUGUGAGUGUAAGCUACGUGGUGGAAACAAGGAGGCAGAGAGGCAAGUUCCUAGUGGAAAAAGCCAUCGCAUUGGGUGUCCCAAAGGGCAAAUUAUUUGGACAAUUACACCAAGGAAAAGAUGUGACACUGGAUAAUGGCAACGUUGUCAAGUCAAGUGACUGUGUGUUGCCUUCGAUGCCUGCUGUAGCUUGUGUGGUGGUGUCGUGCCCUACGACAGCUCAUGUGGACGCACUUGUGAACAGUAUAGAGUUUGAUCGAUAUCGAGAAAUUAAUGGGAAGACGGCACAAGUCCAGGUGCAAGUGGUAUUUCAUCUUGGAAGAACAGAUGUACUGAAACAGCCGAAAUACGCUGCGUGGUCGCGGUCGUUUGGUGCACAAGCACGUCAUGUUUUGCUUGGACAUGAAGCAUGUGCGCAAAAGACGGUGUAUCGAGCGUCAGCGAAGCUGCAAGCUCAGUUGCAUGCGGUGUUUCCUCAUGCAUUCCCGUCCAAUGAGACACAAGAACUGCGAGAUGCUGCUGAGCCCUUUUCGCGUCCUGUGCCGGAUGCGAAGUCAUUGAAUUUUACUGAAAUCAGUAGUAAUGAGUCGGAGUCGGCAGUGUCAAAUCUGGUGCUAGGCGAGAGUAUGCUAAGUUUUAUUCUUGCUCCUCAGGCCCGCCGAGGUUUUGACAUAUCUAAUUGCUGGCAGCGUCUGGACUUCAAUACCAUUCGUCAGUCUGUUCCAUCUCUUGUUGAGACCGUCACGAAUACGUUAGGUACAGAUGACGUUCUCAACGGUCGGAUUACAUUUCUGGGUACUGGCUGCGCGAUUCCGUCCAAAUAUCGCAAUGUAACUGGCAUGUACCUUGAGUUGCCAACUGAAGUGAAAGGGAACGAUCAAUGGGCAGGACUGAUGCUUGACUGCGGAGAAGGCAGUACAGGGCAACUAUAUCGAUACGCAGAAGGAGACAAGAAACGAUUUCAGGAACUGAUUGACCGUUUAAAGUGUGUCUGGAUCUCCCACAAUCAUGCAGACCAUCAUCUUGGCUUGCUUCGGCUACUGAGUUGUCGAGCGUCUUCCGUUGAGCCACUGCUUGUGAUCGGGCCGACAUCGCUACGGUACUGGUUGGACGAGUACUCGGCACUAGACCCGACAGUAUCUGGCUUGUACACUUUUGCAGAAAAUCAUAGCUUUGAUGAGAGCGAUUCUCGCUUCCAAGACGACAAGAUUUACAUGGAAUCAGCGCGCGUGCGUGCAUGGCUCCGAGAGAUGCUGAAUAUCACACAAUUUGAGUGUGUGCCGGUCAAACACUCGCGACAGUCAUACGCAGUGGUUGUGACGUUCAAUGAUGGUGCCAAGCUUGCAUUUUCCGGUGACUGCCGACCAAGCGAAAAGCUCGCUGAAAAGGCAAAAGGGGCGUUUCUGCUCGUUCACGAGGCCACUUUUGAGGAUGAAAUGGUCAAAGAAGCAAAGGACAAGGCACAUUGUACAAUACAAGAAGCCAUUCAAGUUGGCCGUCAAGCGAAUGUACGUAACUUGGUGCUGACGCACUUCAGCCAGCGGUAUCCGAAAAUGGCCGUUCUUUCCAGUGCAUUCGAGCAAAAUCCUUUGAACAUACUGACUGCAAUUGAUCUGCUAAGUUUGCGGUUCCGGGAGCUACAACAGCCUCAGCUUAUGGAUGUAUGUACACGGCUUUUGGAUUUUAGUGAUGAAGAAGCUGAUGGGGCAAUGAGUCAUUCAGCUUCAAAAGAAUGA